Exophiala spinifera is the source of this 1632-nucleotide messenger RNA. RefSeq lists its product as uncharacterized. The record is from RefSeq and is a predicted model, not a curated record. NCBI's taxonomy places the organism in Eukaryota, Fungi, Ascomycota, Eurotiomycetes, Chaetothyriales, Herpotrichiellaceae. Bases 1 to 1632 code for a protein of 543 amino acids. Gene Ontology annotation, molecular function: monooxygenase activity; oxidoreductase activity, acting on paired donors, with incorporation or reduction of molecular oxygen; heme binding. The transcript is spliced from 5 exons.
AUGGGCGCUCUGGUGCAUGUCCAGAACGCGGCGCCGAGUGCCACCAAGAUCGCCAUCGGGUUGGUCGUCUUCGGCCUCCUCGCCGUGGUAGUGGACUAUGUCCGCAUGCUUCGUUUGAGGAGUAAAAUGCCUCCUGGUCCCAUGCCAUGGCCGAUUAUAGGAAACACAUUUUCCCUCCCCGACGUCAAGCCGUGGUUCUACUUUGAGGAAUUGUCGAAACGAUACAAGACUCCCGUCAUCACGUACUGGAUCGGUCGGAACCCGACGGUGUGGAUCAACGAAGCCACGGCGGCGUCCGAGAUCCUCGACAAGCGCGCCGCCAUCUACUCGUCCCGUCCGCGGAUGGUGGUGUUCGGCGAACUCAGCAUGGGCCAGAACAACAUCGUGUCCAUGUACUACGGUGACCGAUGGCGGCUGCAUCGCAAGCUGACGCACAUGGGCGUCGGACUCCAGCACGUGCGCAGCUACAGUGGCUUCCAGAACAACGAGAGCAAGGUGGUCGCGUAUGAAAUCCUCCAGAACCCCGAGGACUAUGUCAUGGCGUUUGAGCGGUACGCCGCGUCCGUCGUCAGCAUAAUUGGCUUCAACCGGCGGAUCAGCAGCAAAGAGGACCCCAUCAUCACCGAAGUCAUCGCCGUGAUGCAGAAGGCCGCCGAGUUGAAUGUGCCUGGCAAGACAUUCCCCAUGCUGAUGGAGACGUUCCCGUGGCUAGCGAGGUUCCCCAACUGGAUGGCUCCCUGGAAACACGGUCUGGGCAGCAGAGGCCGCGGACGGAACUUCUACUACGCGCUCGCCGAUGAAGCGGCCAACAAGGAGAACCACGGCAACUGCUACGCGAAGAAGAUCUUCGACGAGGCUCCCAAGUACGGACUGAACGAUUUGGAGAUCGCCUCGCUCAACGGGAACCUGUUCGGGGCCGGCAGCGACACCUCAAGUUCGACGCUGGUGACGUUCGUGCUCGCAUGCUGUGCGUUCCCCGAAGCUCUGCCCAAGGCGUGGGAAGAACUCGACCGCGUCGUCGGUGCCUACCGCAGCCCCGGUCUCGACGAUGACCUGCCUUACGUCCGGGCUUUUACAAAGGAAGUCUUCAGGUGGCGUUCCGUGGCUAUCAUUGGAGGUCAACCUCACGCCCCGAUCCAAGAUGAUGUGUACAACGGAUGGUACAUUCCAAAGAACACCUGGGUCCAAGGAAACGUGUGGGCCAUCCACAGAAACGAGAACAAUUUCCCGGACCCAGACCGGUUCUGUCCCGAGCGCUUCUUCGAAGACCACCCUCUCCACCGCCCGUUUCCCAACGAGAAGGGAUACAUGACUUUCGGCUGGGGUAGACGGGUCUGCAGCGGCCAAGGGCUGGCUGAGCAAGGCACCUUCCUGACCGUUGCACGAUUGCUGUGGGCGUUCAAUAUCCAGAAAGCGCUCGACGAGAAUGGAAACGAGAUCCCGGUGGACAUCUUCAAGUACACGAACGGACUGAACUGGCGUCCCGAACCGUUCAGAUGCCGCAUCACCCCUCGGUCUCCCGAGGUCAAGGAAACGAUAGAACGUGAAGGGAAGCAGGCCCUGGAGGAGUUAUCGCAGUUUGAAGGGGAGAGCAAGUACCGUAUGAGCACGUUCUAUCUGCAGAAGCUUUGA